CGAGAUGUCAUUAGCACAUACACAUUGAGAUUAUAGAGUCAACUAGACACCCAAGUGACAUAUACCCUGUGGUGAGAUGGAUUCGGAACAACUGAAAGCGGCCGUCGCCGUUAUCAAUGCCGCAGUCACUGCAAGCAAAGAUGAGGAUAUAAUCGCCAAGCUGAAAGAGGUCAAUGAGGGCCCUUCUCCCUCGGAAGGCGUACUCAGAGAAACGAAAGCUGGGGCAACCAUCAACAGGUUGAAGAAGAACAAGUCGAAAGAGAUUCAGAACCUGGCCAACGAGAUUAUCGCAAAAUGGAAAGCUGCCGUAGAUCAAGAGAAGAAGAAGAAGCGACCGGCAGAGGAUGCGGCUGAGCCAACGCCAGAGAAAAAGGUCAAGACUGAGGGCGUCAAGACCGAGCGAAAGGAAGGAGCUUCAUCUAAGGUCAAGGCCGAGUCAGCGGCUGGCUCCGCUCGUCCAUCGCCGGCACCGGAGCGACCCGCAAAGCGAGAGCGAAAGUAUUCUACCAUCGACGAACAUGGCGCCAAAGACAGGAGUGCGGAAAAGGACGCUCCUAAAGGUUUGGAACCUCUGGGUAUCGAGAAUAUGCCGGAUAGGGAGCGUCCCAUUCGAGAGAAGGGUGUCACGAUGUGUUAUGACGCCUUGGCGUUUGACAAUCUGUCUGAAUCCACCUUGAUCGUAUCUCGGGCCAUCGCCAUCGAAUAUUCCAUCUAUGAAAAAGUCGAUCGAACAACGGGCAAUGACUAUCGAUCUCGAUUACGAGAGAUGUACCUGCACCUCCGCGAAGCAAAUGCCGCGUUGCGUGAUGCGAUCGUCAGAGGAGAAACGAUACAGGCAAAGGACGUGAUCAACCUUUCCCGAGAUGAACUUGCUAACGAAACAAUCAAGGCUGAGACUGCUGCGAUUGAAAAGGCCAACUUGUUCGCCGCUCAGGGUGCAGGAGAGACUGAGGCCGAGACGUUUGCCUUCAAGUGCGGCAAGUGUGGUCAAAACCGAACAAGAUACUACCAGAUGCAGACUAGAAGUGCCGAUGAGCCUAUGACCACAUUCGUAACAUGCAUCAAUUGCAGCAACAAGUGGAAAUUCUCGUAGAUCCAAGACGCUCGGCAAAGAAUCCCAGUUGUAUCGUAAGCAGCAUCGCUGCAUGUUAUUUUUGCCACUAUUUACAAUACGUGCGCGAGACAUCUAUGCGGUA
This is a messenger RNA of Filobasidium floriforme, 1196 nucleotides long. RefSeq names its product transcription factor S-II-domain-containing protein. Gene Ontology annotation, molecular function: RNA polymerase II transcription regulatory region sequence-specific DNA binding; zinc ion binding. The record is from RefSeq and is a predicted model, not a curated record. Bases 77 to 1093 code for a protein of 338 amino acids. Lineage: Eukaryota; Fungi; Basidiomycota; Tremellomycetes; Filobasidiales; Filobasidiaceae. The transcript has 11 exons. Gene Ontology annotation, cellular component: nucleus. Gene Ontology annotation, biological process: transcription elongation by RNA polymerase II; transcription elongation by RNA polymerase I; DNA-templated transcription.